GAGAUGACUAGGACGAUAACAAGUAGCGUCAAGUAGCAUCAAGUAGCUUAGUUUUUUUGGCCCGUGGCCGCCAGUGGCCCUGCCUUCUUACUUAUUCCAGUAGAGACUGCCUACUUAAUAAAGGGAGAGGAGAAGUACUCUACUAGCAAUAGGAAGCUACUACCCACGUCGGACUGUGUCGGAUUCUGUCCGAUUCCAUCCCGCGCAAAGGGCGGUCAUUUCGCACGCUUCCAUUCUGCAGCCGUAUGUGCGGCUCGAAGUAAAUCUCAAUUGCAUUGACUGAGAAAUUUCAAGAUGAUGAUCCGUGGCUUCCGUUGCGGCUUGGUGUUGGUCUUCGCUUUCAGCGCCUCAGCAGGAAGCCAUCCACGUCAACAGGCGAUGACGGUGGAUUCCUCAGGUGACUUAGAGCCUUCAAAGCUCAUGCGGUCACAUGGUGAGUCUGGUGACUCACAUGGUGUCUCCAUCUUGGAGGAGCACUCUGACAUUCUUCCCUCAGCGGCGGACUUGGCCUACAAGGCGAUGGACUUGGGCUUUGGCACGACAGGAAUGGCCUUGGAUGACUAUCCCUUUGCAUGCAUUUGCGAUGCCGAAGGGAAAUGUGCCGCUGAUCCAGUUGAGACAGGAUGCAAGAUGCGAGCCGGAAUGCCCAACAAUGCGAAGAGCUGCAGCUUGUGCCUAUGGCUUUGGCUCUCCAGUUUCCUGUGGCUUAGGUGAUCCAAUGAGAGCCUGAGUCGAAGUAUGUUUCGAGGGUUCCGGAGUUGGUUACAGAACUGAGACACUGGUG
This is a messenger RNA of Durusdinium trenchii, 784 nucleotides long. Lineage: Eukaryota; Dinophyceae; Suessiales; Symbiodiniaceae. The record is from the annotation of a GenBank genome assembly.